AGAUGAAUGGCUGACCCAGGGUUGCAAAAUGCAUGAAGCUAUAACCUACUAGCAGCGCAUUCUGAUAAUCUCGGAGGGAGCAACCAAGAAAAACAAAACUAUUCCUGCUUUUGUCUGAGCACCGAGAGCUAUGGGUUACCUCGGAGGAGAAGGUGUUGGAUGCGGUAAUGAUCUGGGCUGCCUCAUGCACAGUAAGUGGAUGGGAGGCUGCUGAGGGCAUGUUGGUCACUGAAGGUGUGGACAGGCUUCUUUCAGGAAGAAGAGAGGAAAUGGAAAGGCUUCUGCAUCUUGUCCGAUUCCCGCUCAUGCCACGGUUGCUUCUGACAAAGCUUGUAAAUUCUUCACUGGCGUCUUCAAUUGCGGCGCUGCAGCGUUUGCUUGCUGAGGCUCUUGACUUUGUAGCACUUGGUGAAGAAAUACCUGCAGACUCGAAGUAAGGAUGACUUUGCACGAAAUUGGUUUUGCUCAGCUUGGUGAGAACCAUGUGGCCCAACGUCCGGGGUUUGGAGCAAAGAGUGUCUGGUUGAGAAAUGCUGUUUCGUAUUUGAGAAGGUGGAGAGCUGAUGGGUGACAAGCAUGAGCAGGGAAAUGAGAGUAAAAGCUAGUGACACGG
Chara braunii is the source of this 613-nucleotide messenger RNA. The record is from the annotation of a GenBank genome assembly. NCBI's taxonomy places the organism in Eukaryota, Viridiplantae, Streptophyta, Charophyceae, Charales, Characeae.